Molecule: messenger RNA, 1687 nt
Organism: Danio aesculapii
Lineage: Eukaryota; Metazoa; Chordata; Actinopteri; Cypriniformes; Danionidae
Gene: pcolce2a
Product: procollagen C-endopeptidase enhancer 2a
Exons: 9
Coding region: 137-1384 (415 amino acids)
Molecular function (GO): protein binding
Source: RefSeq, a predicted model, not a curated record
UGCUUCCUCCAGCUCCAGCAGAACAAACAGCACAUUCAUGAGCAGUCAGUCAGUCAGUCAGUCAACAGUUUAGUACCUCUGGAGAAUUCACUUCUUUUUCUCUGAAUGUCACAUUUGUUCAAACGCGCCUCAUACAAUGAGGAUUAUAAUCUGGAGCAUCGUGAGCACCUUUCUGUUCAGCGUCAUUUUUACGCAACGACGUCGAAGACCAGUUUUCACAUGUGGCGGGAACUUUACUGGAGACACAGGACUGAUUGGAAGUCAGGGGUACCCCGGUGUUUAUCCACCCAACAACAAAUGUGUGUGGAGAAUUACAGUCCCUCAGGGGAGGGUCGUGUCCCUCUUGUUCCGAGUUCUGGAUCUUGAGAGUGAUAGUCUCUGCAGAUACGACUUUGUUGAUGUAUACGAUGGCCACAUCAACGCGCAGCGUCUCGGCCGCUUUUGUGGUACCGCCAAACCCCGAGCACUGGUCACCAAUGGAAACAAGAUGCAAGUGGUCAUGGUGUCGGACGCCAACACAGCUGGGAGUGGUUUCCUUGCUGCAUACUCAGCGAUCCGCCCAAAUGAAAGAGUUGACCGGUACUGCGGGGGUCUUCUAGACAAACCCUCUGGGACAAUAAAGACCCCUAACUGGCCAGAUAAAGACUACCCACCGGGAGUAAUGUGUUCCUGGCAUAUUGUUGCUCCUCUAGACCAGAUCAUUGAGCUGAAGUUUGAGAAGUUUGAUGUGGAGAGAGACAGCUACUGCCGCUACGACCAUGUGGCUGUGUUUAAUGGGGGAGAAACUAAUGAGACACGUAAGAUCGGCAAGUUCUGCGGAGACAGCCCACCCAAGCCAAUUUAUUCAGACGGCCAUCAUCUCCUCAUAACGUUUCUCUCCGACCUGAGUCUGACUGCUGAUGGAUUCAUCGGCCAUUACCGCUUUAAAUGGAGGAGUCCCAGCACAGCCAGCGCCCCUCUGACCCCCGCGGGCACCAUAUCACCCAGCACACCACCCGCAGCUCUUACAUAUUCAGAAGAACUUUGCAAGCAGAAAUGUAAAAGGACUGGAACAAUUGAAAGUCAUUACUGCUCGAGUAACUUUGUGAUUACGGCCACUCUUAUCUCAGCAGCCAUGAGGGAGCAAAGCGUUCUUGCCACUUUUUCCAUCAUGCACCUUUAUAAAGAAGGAAAUUUAGCCAUCCAACAAGCUGGGAAAACCAUGAGCACUAAAGUCACAGUCCUCUGCAAACAAUGCCCGCUGGUCAGAAGAGGGCUCAACUACAUAGUCAUGGGACAGACCAAUGAACACGGACAAGGCGUUAUUUCCCCUUAUAACUUUGUGAUGCUCUUCAAAACCAAGAAGCAACAGGAUUUGGCCGUGCUGAAAAAUAUACGCUGCUGAUGUGCACAGGUGACCAAAGCCAUGCCUGGAUUUCUUUGACAAACCAUUCACUUGAUGUACACACAGCUAAUAACAUUCAUACUUGAAGGACUCUUUCAGUAUUAACUGAAACGCAGUGUCUUUUACUACACACAACACGAAAAGAUUCCAGCGACAAGCAAUUUGUCUGUUUCGACAUGACAGAAACAUUUUAAUACCAGCCACUGCAGUCAUUAACAUUGCAUUCUUCAGUAUUUAAAGUAUCUGGCUACAGAGUGACUGGUGUUGUUGGUUUCAUUUCAAACUUUCAUUUUCAAAACGUUU